AUGAAACCACACUUGAAGCAAUGGAGACAACGAAUGCUUUGUGGGAUAUUUACUUGGGGGCUCCUCUUCCUGGUGAUUUUCAUUUACUUCACCAACAGCAGCCCUGCUGAGCCUGCGCCCAGCUCCCUUGCCUUCCUGGAGACUAGGAGGCUCUUGCCCAUGCAGGGGAAGCAGAGGGUCAUCAUGGGUGCCAUGCAGGAGCCCCCCUGGCCAGAAAGCGUGAACACAAACAAGGGGCUGCUGGACGGACACCCCACGGGGCCUCGCGACCUGCAGAAAUGGGCCAAGCUGCAAGAUGGGGUUGAAAAUGAUGAAGAGUUCUUUUUAUCUCAGAUUGGGAGAAAAUCCCCAAGUACCUUCUACCCAGAAGACGACGACUACUUUUUUGCUGCCGGUCAACCAGGGUCUCACAGCCACGCUGGGGGGACACUGGAGCCCCUCGCCCCCAGGCACGCCGGCCGGUGGAAGGGGUGGCUGCCGGAGAGGAAAAGGCACCGGCCCCGGGGGAGCAGCCCCGCGCUGGAGGAGGGCGAGGCAGGAGACAGGCUGUACUCCUCCAUGUCCAGGGCCUUCCUGCACCGGCUCUGGAAGGGCACCGUCUCCUCCAAGAUGCUCACCCCGCGCCUGCAGAGGGCCAUGAAGGACUACCUGGCGGCCAACAAGCACGGCGUGCGCUUCCGCGGGCGGCGCGCGGCCGGGCGGAGCCGGGCGGCCCUGCUGUGCGCGCUGCGGCGCCGGGUGCGCCUGCGCACGCUGGACGGCACGGAGCCGCCCUUCGCGGCGCUGGGCUGGCGCGCGCUGGUGCCCGCGGUGCCGCUCGGCCAGCUGCACCCCGGCGGCCUGCGCUCCUGCGCCGUGGUCAUGUCCGCCGGCGCCAUCCUCAACUCCUCCUUGGGGGAGGAGAUAGAUUCUCAUGAUGCAGUCUUGAGAUUUAAUGCUGCUCCCACCCGUGGCUAUGAGAGAGAUGUUGGGAAUAAAACCACUGUGCGCAUCAUUAAUUCCCAGAUUCUGACCAACCCCAACCAUCACUUCAUUGACAGUUCAUUAUAUAAAGAUGUCAUUUUGGUGGCCUGGGACCCUGCUCCUUAUUCUGCAAAUCUUGACCUGUGGUACCAGAAGCCAGAUUACAACCUGUUCACACCAUAUGUCCAGCAUCGUCAGAGGAACCCAAAUCAGCCCUUCUACAUUCUUCACCCUAAAUUUGUAUGGCAGCUUUGGGACAUCAUCCAGGAGAACACCAAGGAGAAGAUUCAGCCCAAUCCACCAUCUUCUGGUUUCAUUGGAAUCCUCCUCAUGAUGUCCUUGUGCAGUGAGGUGCACGUGUACGAAUACCUCCCGUCUGUCAGGCAGACAGAACUGUGCCACUACCACGAGCUAUACUACGACGCGGCCUGCACCCUCGGGGCCUACCACCCUCUGCUCUACGAGAAGCUGCUGGUGCAGCGCCUGAACACUGGUGCCCAAGGAGACCUGCACCGCAAGGGCAAGGUGGUUCUGCCAGGGCUGCGGGCUGUGCACUGCUCCGCCCCCAACUCUUGA
This is a messenger RNA of Pipistrellus nathusii (Nathusius's pipistrelle), 1539 nucleotides long. Lineage: Eukaryota; Metazoa; Chordata; Mammalia; Chiroptera; Vespertilionidae. The record is from the annotation of a GenBank genome assembly.